Messenger RNA from Schistosoma margrebowiei, 3866 nucleotides. The record is from the annotation of a GenBank genome assembly. NCBI's taxonomy places the organism in Eukaryota, Metazoa, Platyhelminthes, Trematoda, Strigeidida, Schistosomatidae.
GGUCAUUUUGGAAGGUCGCCUGGGUUGACGUCCUUGCGGCUGAUAGCUAUGUCAAAAUUCCUGUUUUUACGAUUGUAUAUGUCAACUUAAAAGCAUCAACUUAUUCUCUACUAUUCAAUGAAGGGUCUUACGUACCUUUUUGUUCCUAGUUAAAUGAAGGAAUGGCAGCGUCUGAAGUCACGAGUCCAACAGACAUCCAAGAUGAUUUAAAGAAUGAAAGUUUGGAGGCUACUGUAUCUCUGGAUAAACUCAUAAUGGGAGGUGCACCAAAGUCAUCGGGAUCAGUGUCUACUAGUGAUGAUCAUGUGCCUGCCACAACUUACGUUACAAUCCAUCUCCCUGAUGGAACCCAAGGAUCAACUCUGAGUCAACAAAAAUUGCAGGAACUUAUCAUGCACUUAUCCCAGUCUGGUCAGAUUCAACUACGAGAAGAUAGCAAGAUUGUGAUAGAUCUUAAAUUCAGCGGUAAGUCGGGUGACCAAGGGGUUCAAACAAAAUUGGAAAAUUCUUCGCUCCAACACUCUGCCGUAUCUAGUGGUACGGCAUCCCAAAUACAAACCAUAGCUUCCAGCAUCCCUCAUCGUGUUUUACAGGUUGGCAGCUCGGGUUCCGAUGGAGUUCAAAUUGUACGCACUAUACCUUCUUUUGUUAGUUCUACCAAUCAAAUAAUUUCAUUUCCAACCGUUGCAACACAACAACCAGUCGCAGCCCAGUCAAGCAAUCCUAGACAACAAAUUCAGCAACAACCUACUUACAUUCUAGUCCCAGCAGCUCAGCUAGCAGGUGGUGGAGAGAAUCAGGUGUUUGCAAGCACACCUAUACGUGCUGUUACAGCAGGACACACAAUGCUUCGUACUUCUGGAAUAGGUAUUAAUAAUAAUCAAACUGUUAACACAAGCAGUGUUAAUUUAGGUUCAACUGAUCGAAGUAUUAUUCUGGUACAACAACCAGUUGCUGGAACUAGUAUUCACGUUGGUUCUACAGGUACAAUCGUUCCUGGUUCAAGUAGUGGUAGUGGUACCACUUUAGUUCCUUUACGACAAUUAGGCGUAUCUACUUGUGGCGGCAAUGGAUUGGUGUCUAGUGCAGGUUCUACUCGUCUUAUUGGAUCAAAUGUUGGUAUUGAGUUAUUUUCGAGUACAGUUGGAUCACGAUCGUCCCAAGGUCAAGGAGGUUCAAUGGGAUUGGUAACAAUUUCAGCGAAUGCAGGUGUAUCUGGGUCUUCAUCCUCCGGAACUCCUCAGCGCGAGUCAACUUGGCAGCAAUAUGUCAAACAGUUCACGAAACUGGGUCCCUGUCCAAUCUGUGGGGAUAAAAUUUCUGGUUAUCAUUAUGGAAUAUUUUGUUGUGAAUCCUGCAAAGGCUUCUUCAAACGGACUGUUCAAAAUGCUAAAAGAUAUGCCUGUCAUCGCCCUAAUGCUUCUUCUCGAUGUGAAAUAAAUGUAGCUUCACGCAAGAAAUGUCCAGCUUGUCGCUUUCUAAAAUGUGUAGAUAAAGGAAUGCGUAUUGAAGCUAUUCGUUCGGAUCGUACACGUGGUGGACGUAGCAUGUAUCCUGGUUCACGUUAUCUGCGUCAGAUUGCAGCACGGGUUAGUGGGACUCACUCUGCUCCUGGUCUGGGCCUCUCUAAUUCAGCUAUGGAAUUUUCAACUUCAGAUCUUGAUGGGAGUAUGCUACGUGGAUUGACAGACCAAAGUAUUAUGUCAGAUGAUGCGGAUCAACUUUCUUGCUCUGUUGUCGGACUUGCUGCGCAUACUUUAGGCCCUGAUGGUUUGCCAGCUUCAGAAGACGCGGGUGGUGGUGUUUAUCUGGAUCCUGGUGUUCUCGGUACUCAUGAUAAUGAUGAUGAAGAAAUAGAUUCCAGUAGCCUGCGUGUUGAACCAAACAUUUUAGAAUGUGGAAGCGGAAUCGUUGGUGGUACUAAUUUCUCAACAAAUGUUUCGCCGUAUUUAGGUAGACAGGUAAUUAUCGGUGGUUCAAACGAGUCGAUUCCACGUACCAGAGAACAACUCCCGAAGAUUAUUCGGGAUAUCCUCCUUGUAGAGGAGACCAUAGAAGCGGAACCCGAAGAUGCACUAGAAAUCGAUGCUGCGGUUGCAUCAGAAACUGCAGCACCUGAGGGGGUUUCAGAUGACGAGGCAGCUGUGUACCGCGCAUUGUUGAAUUUGGCAGACCAACGUUUAUAUCGAACAGUACGUUGGUCUCGAGCACUUCCAGACUUCUCUAUACUCGACACGGAUGAUCAAAUACUUUUAAUACAAAAUUGUUGGGCAGACUUACUGUGUCUUGAUUGUUGCUGGCGCUCUUUGCCCACUCCUUCGGAAAUUCGUCUCACCUCAAGCAAAUGUAUCAAUCUUGAAGCUGCACGUGAAAUGGGUGCUGAAGAAAUAGUUGAGAGAAUUUUACAACUCACUCAAUCUUUAACAAGAUUACAACUGGAUAUUGUGGAAUAUGCAUGUUUAAAGGUCAUUGUCCUAAUGCAACCAGAUUUGAACAAUUUAAAAGCAAGUUCUCAAGUUCGAUCCUAUCAAGAAUCUGUUCGACGAUUACUAAUGGAUUAUGUCACCAAGUCGUCACCUGAUAUAAAUGAUAAGUUUAACAAAUUGAUCAAUCGGAUUCCUGAACUACGCAAAACAAGUCAGGCUGCUCGCCUGAUGCUUGUUGAUUUGGAUCUAUCUUCUUAUUUAUCAACUAAUUCUCUUCUAAUGGAACUUUUACGCAGUGAUAUUCAACGAUAUACACCAAAUAAUGGAUCACACAAUUCGAUAGAAUCUACAACAACAGUAUCAAUGCAAGGUUCUACCAAUUCCGGUAUAAAAACUGUCUCAGUCACUUUAGGGGCUGACACUGCAGAAAAUCAAGAGGAGAAUACUACAGUUACAAUGGUCCCAUCAUCAGGUGUUACUGAUUUAUUAUCAUUACCUAAUCAUACUACAAUUACAACAGUAACAGAUAGUAGACUAGAUGAAGCGAUCACCAGUAAUAGUAAUACUUCACUGACUACUUCUGAAGUUGAUGUUAUUUCUAAAUAGUUCAACUUUUAAAAAGAAUAUUUGUUAUUACUAUUAUUAUUAUUAUUAUUGUAAUGAUUAUUAGCUGCCCAUGAAUAUUUGAUUUAUACAUUGUACUCGUUUUCUCACUGUUUCACGCGCCACAUUUGUAUAAAUGGCACUUACAAUGUUAUUUCUAAUGUCUUCGUUAGUAUACAUGCCAGCACAGAUUUUACUGUAAAUACUUCCCAUUUUGGUAAAUAACUAAUUUUCCAAAUAUUACUCUGUUUGUCUUGUUGAAUAGUUGUGAUUUUCACAACCAUCUCUGUCAAAAUUGUUUAGGCGCUCUUUACGCAGGCAUAUGUACGUGUUCUUAAUACACAGAUUUUCCUUCAUUAUUUCCCUCGAAUCCCGGUUAUCUGUUGUAUUCUGUGUACCGUUACACCUAACAUGUGUACAUAUAUAGAUAUAUUACUGAUAUUUAUGUCAGUAGCUUAACUCUUUGUUCUUUCGCAUAUAUAAUUUUCUUUUCAAUAUAUACAUAUUACCAUUAAUAACAAUCAGCACAUAUAAGUAUGUCGCACUUGUCGCUAAAUGUAACUAUAUUCACACUAUUAAAUAUUGUGGUCAAUUAACUAUACGUCUAGGAACAACUUUAUCAAGGAAGAAAUGUUAUUUGUUCUAUUUUUCAGUUUUGAUAGCAGAUUAGUUUUUCUGCGUUUUCAUCUUCCGUUUUUUAUGCAUAUAUAUAUAUAUAUAUAUAUAUAUAUAUAUAUAUAUAUAUAUAUAUAUAUAUCUGUUGAUAUUUUAUCUAGAAAGAUUAUUUAUCUAUACUAAUACGAUUUGUUAAUUGGUAAAUGCACUUCUCAUUAUUAU